This is a messenger RNA of Ziziphus jujuba (common jujube), 567 nucleotides long. Its product is annotated as cytochrome b-c1 complex subunit 8. The transcript has 2 exons. The coding region runs from base 94 to 312 and encodes 72 amino acids. NCBI's taxonomy places the organism in Eukaryota, Viridiplantae, Streptophyta, Magnoliopsida, Rosales, Rhamnaceae. Gene Ontology annotation, biological process: mitochondrial electron transport, ubiquinol to cytochrome c. The record is from RefSeq and is a predicted model, not a curated record.
CGACCAAACAAAAGGGUUGUUGGGGGCCAAAUCGAUCUGAUUCCAAAAGCAAUCGCGGUAGAGAGAGAAAGUAAGAGGGAGGAAAACAAAACAAUGGGGAAGCAACCGGUGAGGAUGAAGGCGGUGGUAUACGCGCUGUCGCCGUUUCAGCAGAAGGUGAUGCCGGGGCUCUGGAACGACUUUACGGGUAAGAUCCACCACAAGGUCUCUGAAAACUGGCACAGCGCCGUUCUUCUUCUCGGUCCUCUUGUCGGCACCUACACGUAUGUCCAGCAUUACCUAGAGAAGGAGAAGUUAGCUCACAGGUACUAAGGAUGUGCAUUGAUUUCAGGAGGAGAGCACAAAAUUUUUCUCAUGUAGUUGCAACUUUAUGCACCUUCAUGGAUUUUCUUUACUAGUUGCAAUCACAUUAACAUUUUGUUAUUAUCUGCUAGAUAUCAAUCUAAAGCGAAUUGCAAAAAAUGUUUUAUGUCUGAUGUUACUAAAAUAAAUUUGUAUGUUCUCACUAAACAAUGUGAUGUGGAAUGUGUUUUACUGCAUGAUAAAUGAAGUUUUUGUUCUUCACAA